Molecule: messenger RNA, 709 nt
Organism: Engraulis encrasicolus (European anchovy)
Lineage: Eukaryota; Metazoa; Chordata; Actinopteri; Clupeiformes; Engraulidae
Gene: gra
Product: granulito
Exons: 7
Coding region: 186-518 (110 amino acids)
Biological process (GO): negative regulation of translational initiation
Cellular component (GO): cytoplasm
Molecular function (GO): eukaryotic initiation factor 4E binding
Source: RefSeq, a predicted model, not a curated record
AUCAACAUCACGGGUUGCAGGCCAUUUUCCCAGUACGAAAACAGUGUCACGAGCUUGCCCGCAGUCUGGGUGAAGACCAGUUGAAAAGGCACACUGAUUGGGGCGUUCGAUACGUAGGCGGGGGUGUGAUACCAACCACCGGGAGGAGGACCAUCUUUGGCCAGCAAAGCAUCAGCAUCGACGAAAUGGAAGUCUCCAGGAGAAGGAUGAGGCACCUUGAACCCGCCAGACCCUUGCGCCGUCUCGUCGAGCAAGAGAAUCGUGCAGGCGACCUGGAUUGCACCUCAUUCGAUAACAUUGUAGUGGAGGAAUUUCUGGAUAUCCUUCAAAGCAGCAAGACCUUGGCCAGCAAGAAAGAAAGGAUUUCUUAUAGCAGAGAGUUUCUCCUGAGUGCCGCCGGGUCACCCAUGGCCAGAAGGCGGCCGGACUUCCUACCGGAGCACCCAGUGGUCCUGGAUCAAGCCCGGCGCCAAGAUCCAGUGCUCUGCAACCAAGCCUCUGCUGAAUACAGGAGAUGAAGAUGACUUGGGCCUUUGAUGUUUACUCCUAAAUCCUAAAGAAGAAACACUGGACUGUAAAUAACGUUUGUCGUAGUUCUUUUGUAGCUGUAGUUUCUUUUAUUUAUUUUGUGAGUUGCUGUGCUUUUUGUGUUUUGCUGUGAGUGCACGUUUGCUUCCCCUUUAAAACUCUAUAAAUGGUUUCUGCCUUA